AGUGAGCGAAAGAGGAGGAGAGAGAGACACGGUGUUGGCGGCCUACGAGUCUUUACUCAUGCACAUCGACACGUGCCCAGCGCACGCUCGCGCGUUUCGGCCCAGCGAUCGCGCUGCCGUCUAUAUUUAGCGCCACGCGCCGCGAGCGGUCUAGGAAGCAGACGACGCGUUGCAGCAGUCAGCGCUGAUCGGCCUGCCACGCGCUUUCCUCACGUAUCGAAAGUCAGAAAGUCAUUUCUGUGUUUUGUUGUGUUUUUAUUUCUUUGUUUUUAUUUUUUUCUUUGUUUUUUUUAACUGUUCAAACUUGAAACCGCGCAGUUGGUUCUCUAUCGGAGGAUAAUGUUUUGACAAUGCCCAACCCUCAGGGUGGGGGAAAGGGAAGCGGAGGCAGGCAGUCAAAGGUUAGCUCCGCCUCGUCUCGGCGGCCCAGCCAAUGGCAAGGCGCGUAGCUUGAUAAUGUGGCUGCCCUUCACGCGGCAUGUCGGGUAAUGACGUCACCCUGGCCAUAUUGCUUUUGUGCAUUGUGCGGUGUGGGGAGAAAGGCGAGCGCACACUCCGGCUGCUUUGCCGCGCCGGUCCCCCCCACCCCAGCCUGCCAGCGGCCCAGCCAGUUUUGUAACAAAGAAAACGCGGACACACGCCAAACCUUCUUCCCCCACGACUUUGUGUAGGUCCUUUUUAGCUCGCCUCACGAGCCCGAGUCAGUCAGUCCUCCCUUCCCCCCACGGACCGUAAACCCCCCCGUCAGAGCAAGCGAGGCCAGACGAGCCAGCCUUCUCUCGUGUAAGCUGUCGGAUGCGGGCGAUACCUCCGGUGCCAGUCUCCCGAGCGUCGUCUGACCACCACCAGCAGCCUCGGCCAUGCGGGCACUGCCGGCCUCCCCUUUCGCAGAGAUGAGCGUCAGCAUAGUGGGCAACAAUCACCUCGCCACCACCACCAUCAACACCAGCGGUGGCGGCGGCGGCGGUGGUGGUAGUAGUAGUAGCAGCAGUGGCUGCAGCAGUAGUUUAGAAGACGAUCACUUCGGCCAAGUCGCGUACAAGUUGUCGCUCUUGUGCUCUGCAGGCUCCUCCACCUCCACCACCACCAGCGCCAGGAACGGAGUGGCCAGCGACGGAAGCGACAAUGUGGAGAACCAUCUUUCCUUCCUCUCCUACAGCCCUCAGCACCACCAGCAGCACCACCACCACCAGCAGCAACAAGCGCAGCCUUCCAGCAUGAAUGGAGGAGCAGGUGUAUCGCCGUCAUCCGUGCCUACCACAGGAGCUUUCGAUGAUAAUAGCAAUCGGACUAAGGAGGGUAAAAAGAGUGCUAACAUGACGGAGUGCGUGAGAGUACCCAGCUCUGAACACGUUGCUGAGAUCGUUGGCAGACAAGGCUGCAAAAUCAAGGCCCUGCGAGCCAAAACAAACACAUACAUCAAGACCCCCGUCAGAGGGGAGGAACCAGUCUUCGUGGUCACGGGUCGGCGCGAGGACGUUGGCGCCGCCAAGCAAGAAAUCGACAACGCCGCGGCGCACUUCACGCAGAUCCGGGCCUCGCGCCGCGGCUCCAGCACCUCCAGCUUCGGCAGUAAUGGCAGUGUGGGCCCCUCCAGCCCGGCCCUGGGCCCUGGCCAGAUCACCAUCAGGGUGGCUGUGCCAUACCGCGUGGUGGGGCUGGUGGUGGGACCCAAGGGGGCGACCAUCAAGCGCAUCCAGCAACAGACACACACCUACAUCGUCACGCCCUCGCGCGACAAGGAACCCAUUUUCGAGGUGACGGGCACGCCCGAGAACGUGCAGGCGGCAAAGCGCGAGAUCGAGGCGCACAUCGCCAACCGAACGGGUGGGCUGGUGGACACCACCAACAUACCUGACUAUCAGCCGCCCACACCCUUGCAGCAGCACCACCAUCACCACAGCAGCAGCAGCAGCACUCUUCCUCCAGGGCGUCACCGACUGCCUCGGCCUCCCAGCACCACUUGGGUCAUGCUCCUGCCGCCGGGGGCGACGAGCAGCAACCCCUUCCGAAACCAGAGUGAGCACCUCUUCCAGCACCACAACGACCGUUACGGAGCUGCGGCUUUCGGCUUGGACGGUCGCCGCCUACCAGGCAGUUCCAUGUCUGACGACUUCGACAGCAACGGUCAUGACGCCAUCUUCAAUGAUGUCAGCGGCUCCCUCAACGGCGUGGGAGGCGGCGACGCGCUUGGCUUCGGCAACAGCAGCAGCGACUACAUGUACGGCGGCGGUCGACACGAUGGUGGAGGAGCUACAGCAGCUAGCGGCAGCGGGCAAUAUGGCCACUACGCUGGAGGCGGCGUCGUCAACGGAGGAGAGCUGAUAGGGCGCUUGUCGGGUACCGCCCCGCAGGACGCCACCCCGGCCUUUGUAUUCCCGCCGCACGAGCCCUACCCCAUGGUGAACGGGUACCUGCAGCAGAACGGCCAUGGCCACGUGACCAACGGGUUCGAGGCGGGCGGCGGGGAAGACGCCAGCUCCAGCUGCCUGGCCGGCAUCGAACCUCUUCUGGGCUCGCCCCAAAUUCUUGGUUCAACGGCCGUCCCUCAUCAUUUUCUCCUCGCGCAGCAGUUUUCUGCAUCGCCGCUCCAGCAGUUUUGCAGGCGGCAUUGGCCUCGAAAGCGACUUGACCUCGGCACCUGCCACCGCCCGUUACUCGCCCCCCACCGCCCCUUUGCUGAGCGACUUCAUCAACGGCGGUGCCAUCAACGGCAUUCACCACGGCGCUGGCACCCCGCCCCUGAACGGGUCCACUUCCCCACCAUCGGUGUCCUCCAGCGGCUUUUCUUCGUCAGGAGACGAUCCGACCUCCUUACUGGAACAUGCCGCGCAUGCGUCAAGGAGAAUGCGAAGCCUCCCUCUGGCCACCGCGAGUCUAACGGCGGCCCUGAGCAGCCUGUCGGUUUCUCCUACUCCUCUAAUCCCGGCUCGGCCCUUACCCCGAUGAGCCACUCCAGCCAGGAGCUCAGCGCCUCUCCGCCGCCAGUCGACCUGGUUGGCCUCAGCCUUAGCGAGAACCUCGACCUGCUUCCCGCCUGCGAGAGGAACAGCAGCAGCAACAGCAGCAGCCACAGCAGUUCCAGUUCAAGCUCAAGCUCCAGUUCUGUCGCAACCCCAACUGCCCCUUGCUGCAUGAGUGCUGCGGAUGACGGCAAGGUGGAGCUGCGGCGCUGUGUGGUUUGUCGCGAGAGGCCCACAGUGGCGGCGCUGGUGCCGUGCGGCCACAACCUCUUCUGCAUGGAGUGCGCCAGCAAGCUGCUGGAGAUGCCGCCGGAGAAGCGCGUGUGCCCCGCGUGCGACGAGCCAUUCAGCCAGGCCAUCCGCAUCCGGCUCAGUAAGGAGUCGCGAGGCCAUCAGAGAACAAGCUAGUCAAUCUCGCUAGGUAAGGGAGCUUCUUCUGCUUGUGGAAAUUUUCAGGCAGAGAGAGACUCUCCUAUUCGCUAGUCAUUCAAAAAAAAAGUAGGGCCAGCUGGAACCUGUUGCAACAAGCUGUUAAGAGUGACCUCUUGACCUCCUACCUUCGUCUGAUGCUGCCAAUUUCUGAGCCUGUAUCUUCGGUUGGGGGGUAAUCGUCCUGACAGUGCCAAUCAAGCAAACAAAAAAAAAAAAUUCGAAAAUUCUAUUCGUAUUGGGUGGCGACGAGGCAGCGACAGACACACAAAAAAGUUCUCUACUUUUGUCAUAACGGCCAGUGAAUUUACCCAAUAUAGACAUCAUUCAGACCCACCAUACUUCAAAAUGAUUUCGAGAGAGUUAAGAAAAAGGAAAACAAAAGAGAAAACAAUCAUUUAUCGAAUGUUGAUUUUUUUCCAUUAAUUAUUUUCUCGGGGAAGGGAUGUUGAUGGUGUUUUGCUAGCAACAGCGUACAUUUGUUCACACAGAUCUCGAUGUAGGUUUUUUUUUUUUUUUUUUUUUCACACAUAAACUCGUGGUGGGAAGGAGUCUGGGGUCCUUGUGCACCCUGAUGCCUGUACGACUGGCUUCUGUCCUGCGUGUGACAUUCGCCUUUGGCCACCCGUGUGUGUUUCUGGAAUGCAGGAUGCAACAGAAAGGACGUAUUGCUGAAGCUUGUGGACUUUUUAUUUAUUUUUACAUGUCGAUAUUGUACUUUCUACUCUCUGCUAUUAUGUUUUGUGUUAACCUCACUUUUGUUCCUCUAGUCCCCUUGCCUGCAUCUGUGGAUAAGGAUUGAUGAAAUCCAGAUAUUUUUGAGGAAGACGAAGGAAGGCUAGGAGAUCGCAAGAUUGGCCACACCUUCGCAGGAAGAGAAUUUUCCAACAAGUGUUCACUACCCACAGGUUUUUUAAAAUCUUUUUUUAAUAUAUAAGGAAUUUUUAUGUACUCGAUGGCGACAGUAUCUCCGACGUUACCCCUCUUUUUUUGUUAAAAAUUGGUUAUGUAUAUUCCCUGUUCCUUCUAUAAAAAAUGUUUUCGUUCCACAUAUACUCCCCUCAACCCCGAAAAAAAAAUAAUGGCCGCGCUUUGAUGUCACGUGCAGUUGCUUGCACACGAACGACAGUUCUAUGUUUUCAGGAACGAAAUCCGUUGCAUGUAUAGCUUCCACCCAUCCUCCCACCCCUCCCCCCCUUUUUGCCAUCAAAGAACUGAUUUCGCUGAACAUGCCGGCAGAUGAAAUUUGUAGAUAGCCGCCCUUUUACAAAGACACGGGUUCUGAUUUUCUCCCCUUUGCUCCAUUUCGAAGAGUAUAUUUAGUUGUUCGUCGCUGUUUCAGAAAUUAGAUGUUUUGCAAUCGUUCAAUUCCGUGUUGACGGUAAAUUUGUUUAUUUUGUGUCUUGUCACGUGCGCCGUGACUAUUUAUCUCGCAUGUUAACGUCACGCUAACGAGACUGUGACGUAGGAGGAUCCGUGCUUGGUUACGGCGUUCAGCACUGGUACAGCUGUAGGGGACCUUAACCAGUUCUCAGAAGAGACAAAGCAAUACAUAUAUAUCUAUAUAUAAUAUAUCUAUACGUCUACCUGUGUAUGUCAUGUGACCUCUUUUCCUCACCCUUCCAACAGGUCAGAUGCUCAAAGUUUUUUUUUUAAAUGUGAAUGUAUUUUAUGCUUUGACUCGCAAGAGAGAUUAGAGGAAGACCCAUGAUAUUUAAUUUGUUACAAACGCAUUCUUUCCCUUGUCCCCACCCCGUGUUUGCUCCCAUUUUCUUAGGGGCGCCACCUGUCUCCUAAGUUAAGGAAUAAGAAACAUCAGUUACAUGCAAGACGCACAAUGCUGUUCUGUCUUCAUCAUUGACCAUCUUGUUCUGUUCUUUUCUCAAAUAUUUCUUCCAUGAGAUUCUGGCUUGUGGUCGGUGAGUUGUAGUUGUGGCGCCCAGUGGUUUGCAGGUGGUGAUGGUGGUGGUGGUGUGGUUGAUGACUGUGUGUGAAUACACACUCUUGUGUGAAUACGUGGAAGUAACGUGUGUCACGUGCAGUCGACUACACUGACCUGCCGCACAGUCCGCCGCGCGACACUAUCCAGCGGCAAGACGGCGGUAAGGUUGACUUAGUGGAAAGGCGGCCCACUUUCUCGCGGGAGGGAAGGGGUUUCAACCCCUUUUGUUCUUCCACAUCUUCAUUCCGCUUUCAUUUUUUUUUCUUUCAAAGCCCGAUGCACGCUUUCCUCCUCGACCUCUGACCCUCGUGAAGACAACGCGACAAGUCUAAUCAUGACUGCGAUUGCGAGUCUCUCCAACCUCCAUCUUCCUCUGUUCUUAAAUCUUAGAAUUUAGCAUAAUGUGGAGCAUCAUGGUUAGAGCUACUGAUCCACUGACCUACUUCACUCGCUUGCGUAUUUAUUCUGUUCGAUCGUGGGCUGCCAGUGUGUGUGCGCGCGCGCGCGUGCUCGCUCUUGCGUACUCGUCGAGGCCAUGGCGAGGACACCUACAAGUGGCCGUUGUAAUGACAUUGCACGUGUUCCUCCAAGUCUGGGAGUGGAAAUAAUUAGAGCACAUGCUCUUUUGGAGCUCUGCUACAGAGUACUCCCAGCGCACGUGACACCAAAGGUGCUUAGAGUGCAGUCAGAAGUAGGUGAAUGUCGAGGGCUGCAAUACUUCUCUCAGAAACACGUAUUUCUUAACCAGUCUUUGUGGACCGGUUGGGUUAGGUCUCCUUUAGUUCCCUCCCAACCCCCCGCGGAAACAGUGUUCAAAGGUCUGCGUACAUGAACGGAGUAGGUAAUCACACGACAAAAAAAAAAUAUAUUGUUGUUUCGCGAGGCAGCCUUUAUUUUGUUGAUGAAAUCAUCCAUAUCAUUUGAAGAAAAACGGCAAAUACCUCGUUUAUGGUUGGAGCCUACAGCUGCAGAUAUUGAACACAUUUUCCAUACAGUCGUACAGUUCCACCCCGACUUGACCAUCACCGGAAAAUUGUCAAAGAACAACCAUCCCUGAUCGGCGAUAUCCUCAGACCCGAUAUCUACCACCAAAACAUUGUAGUGUAGACGACGAUGUAUAGUGUAGACCAGUGCCACCAAUACUCCGAUGUAAACCGAAUGCGAUGCGAGCUUGAACUUUUGUGUCAAUGAAAAUGGCUUUUUUCCUGAUGGGACUCGCGCUGCCGUACGCAUGGUCUGUACCCCUUUCCCCCAUUUCUACCCGACAACCCAUCUUCCCGAACCCUCUGCUUCCAUCUGCCGCCUCGGUGCUUAUGUGAGACUGACCGGUGAAGAGCCGCCUUCGUGCGCUUGUGAGCGAGAGUUGAUGAUGGCUCUCCGCUAUUUUUCUGGAUUGUAGUUAGUGACACCUGAUGAUGGACACGCUGAAUACCCGGGGUAUGUUGACCUUGUAAAUAACAGAAGACAGACCCCAUAUUCCUUUUACCCACUUUCGCCGGCUUGGCCUGUAAGAAUCACUUGGCAAAUGUCUUACAAAUGAUACUACAAACAACCACGAUGCACUUUGACCUUUUGCCGAGAACCUACUUUGUCGUACCCUCGUAUUAGUGCCAGAUGUUGCUGGUAGCAUUACAGGUAACCGCCAAUUGCACCAAGUGGCCCAACUGCUUUAGCCCUUAACUCACAAAGUUGAUUCCCCACUCUCCUCCUCCUCCCCCCAACCUGACAUGGACCCUAACCUCUUCUUUCCAAUGUUUGCGAUGUGCUGCUGUUAGCCAUGUUUCUGUUCUCGAUGCUGGUUGCAUGCGUUUAAUAUCUCGUUCAUCUUUGUGUUUCCUCUUCAGUCUUUACGACAUAAAGCUGUUGUCUUGUCCUUGUUGUUGAACCUCUCGCUACCCGUCGUUGGAGGGGGAUGUAACUCCCCCUUCCCACCCUGCUUAGACAAAUCUGACUUCCUCUUCACCUGCACCUGUGGGUGCGCGCGUAGUCACAACAAACCGCCAGGUGUGCGAGCUAACGGCGCCGCCAACCUCGCGUGCUCACGUUGUCAUAGCAACAGCGGAUACGACAGCCUCCAGACUUGUCCCCCCUUCUCUUUAUAUUCUUGUCAGUAACUGUUCACAAGCAUCAAUAAGUAUAUAUAUAUACACAGUAAUAAUACACAAUAUAUUAUUAUUAUUAAUGACUAUUUUGUGUAAAGUGCAAAAGUGAGGAUAUGUACAUGUGUUUAUCCGAAAGUAUUAUAUUACUAUUACUUAAGAGAGUUAUUUUAUUAUUUUACAUAACUGUACCAGUGUAUAUUCUAUGUGCACGUGUUGGUCUUGUUGAGCCAAUCAAGUAAUUUAUAUGGUUUUGUAAAAACAGUGUAUGUCCUCAUUGCAGCUGGGAGCUUUGGACCUACUGUUUCUUUCCAUAAUAAUUGACUGAUUAAUUAAUUAUAUAUUUGCUGUUGCUGCUGUGUGUUGACAUUGAAUAACUAUAUGUCAUAAGUAUGCAAAUUCGUUGGAACCGAAACGUUGUCAAUUAUUUGAAAUAUCUGAUAACUUUGGGAAUAUUAUUACCGUGUGAUUCUCUAAGUUUAUCCGUGUUUUCACACCUUUCAUGAAAUUUAACUUAAAGCAAAGGAAGAAAAUUUUAAUUAUUAUUAAUACUUUUGUGACAAAGACGUUAUAUUAUCAUUUUGUAUAUUGAAGCUGUAAUAUGUGUGUGUUUAAUAAUAUAACGAUGAGAUGGAGAUCAAAAUAUGAAAUAUGAUGGUGGGAGCGAUUUUUAUUUUAUGUAUGAAAAAAAUAAUCAUCUAGACCCAAAUGGAAGCUCAGAGAUGAUUUUACUGGAUAUAUGUGUCAUCUUAGUUCCACAUUUUCCUCUUCUUGCCAACCUUGUUUAGUUAUGGUUCAUUUUUCGUUUUGGUUACAAUAGUUGUUUUUUCCCCCUAACAGUCCAGAUUUCGGGCGGUUUUUUUGAGUUCUGACACCUUCGUUGCCCGGGCAACAAUUGCCAGAAACCAGACUAGAGAUGGAGACCUGGCUUGUUGUAUGUUCUUCACGUGCAGUGAACACAACUCUGUUCCUGUUCUACUCGUGGUGUGGUGACACCUGUAAUACCCGAGAGACUUGCGGUCGGUUUAGUUUUGGAGAGAAUAGUCAUCAAGGUUUGUUUGACAGUUCGUCUCCCCAUUCAUUCCUUUCUUUGAAUGAGCCUUACAAACCUUAUUUCUCCCCGCAGCUCACCCACCGCCGCCUGUUUAGUUUCACCGACAAGACCAAAUAUUUUAACCAAACCACGGAAAUGGUAUGAAACUCACGAAUCACUUGAUGUAGCUUUAUAGAGAGGGCAAGGGUUUUGGUGGAUCUGGACUGACACAUCGCGAGAAUAUUUCAUCAGCUGGCCGUUGAAUGCGGACGGACGGAUGGACGGACGGACGAUGUUGUCCUAAGUCGCGACAAGGGCCCCGUUCUUAGUUUUUCAACCCCCGCGCUAAGCUGUCUGCACUUCGUUAAACCACCUUUAGACACAUUAUUAUCCUCCCCACCCCAACCUACCCCCGCCGCGGUAGGUAGACGCCCUCCACCCGUAUUGCAGCCCAAAAUACCUGUACCCGGAGUACCAGCGAGUGGAUGUGUUUCGGAACAGCGUGCCAGCAAAAAAGAAGAAAAAAAAGAAAGCAGCCCACCAUAUAAGUUAUCAAGGUGUCACCAUAGCCUUGUACACAUAAUAAAUGCCAUAUAACGAUGUGCUAUAUAUACAUAAUACAUAACAUAGAUCUGUUCAAAGAGUUGAUUCUUCAUUGUGUGUUUGCACAGCCAUAGUGUAGUGUUUUCUAUUUUAAUAUGAUUUACCAUUUCGUGUACUUUGCGUCAGUCGGAAGUCUAUUAAUACAUUACGUAGAGAAGAAAGAGAAUUACAGAGAAAUACGAUAUUUUUUAUUUUAAGGCCCAACCAUGCAAAGAAAUGGGUCAUAAUACCAAGAAAUUUAUAUAUGCUGAGAUAAAUAUGACUUAAUGUGUAAGAGUUUUAUUUUUCUGCCAAUAAAGGAGAGUCAGGUAUGAAAAUUUA
Molecule: messenger RNA, 9390 nt
Organism: Pomacea canaliculata
Lineage: Eukaryota; Metazoa; Mollusca; Gastropoda; Architaenioglossa; Ampullariidae
Product: RNA-binding protein MEX3B-like
Exons: 4
Coding region: 861-3371 (836 amino acids)
Molecular function (GO): RNA binding
Source: RefSeq, a predicted model, not a curated record